Molecule: messenger RNA, 756 nt
Organism: Benincasa hispida (wax gourd)
Lineage: Eukaryota; Viridiplantae; Streptophyta; Magnoliopsida; Cucurbitales; Cucurbitaceae
Source: RefSeq, a predicted model, not a curated record
AUGGCUAUCCCUAGAGUUUUGUGCUUUGGCUUACUUCUCUUUGUGAGUUUAGGCUUAGCUUCGGCUGCCAGAAUUCUUCUUGAUUAUGAUCCACGUACUCGUCAUUACGAUUAUGAUCGUCCUAGUCCAAGAGUAGGGUACGAUCCUAGCCAUCGUGAUGGAUCCUAUGAUAAUUCAUAUGGUGGAGGCUCCAAUAGAGGAUAUGGAAUUGGAGACUCUGCUCUUGGAGGUUCCGGACGAUACGAAGGUGGUGGAGAACAUAAUCCUAGAUAUAGAGAUGGAAAUGAUGAUCGUGGGGUUGGAUAUGGUAAUGGUGGUGGAUAUGGAGGUGUAGGAGGACAUGGUGAUGGUUAUGGUAGCAAUGGCGGUGGAGGCUAUCGUUAUGGCCCUUCCCUUGGAGGUUCAGGAUAUGGAAAUGGCAAUGGAUAUGACCAACGAAGAGAUCAUGGAGUGGGUUAUGGAAGUAAAGGAGGUCCUGAGUCUAGCAAUGCCUAUGGAGAUUCACGUGGAUAUGGAGCACGUGACAAUGGCUAUGGAGACUCACGUGGGUACGGAGCACGUGACAAUGGGUAUGGGAGUGGUGGAGGAGUUGGCGGUGGCUAUGGAGUAGGAGGCCAUGGUGGUAGUAGUGGAAGUGGUGGUUAUGGUAAUGGAGGAGUGCAUGGAGGAGAAUAUGAUAAUAGCAAAGGAAGUGGAGAAGAAGGAGGUUAUGAUGGUGGAUAUGCACUCAAAAACUCCAUCUCAAAUAAGAAUUGA